UUCUAGGUAAAUGCCCCUAUUUUAAUAUUGAAUCAAUAAUAUCUGAGUAGUAGUUGAAUCUUACGUAUGGAUAAGUAACUGGAUUACAUCUAAAAUGUCAUGUAUGAAUAAUGGAAUAUGAUGCGACGAUCUACCAAGGAUCUCAAUCGGAGGGUAUCAGUGGCGCCGCCAUUGUAACCAACAGGAAUACUGAAGCGACCAGUCAUCCCUUUAUAACCCAUUCUGUGAAGUUACUUUACACGACGAUCAUCGCAAACUACCCGCAUUGCGUAGGCUAUUCUUGGGUUUCGGGUAAAUAUCCAUGUCGGAUCGGUCGCCUAAUAUGGUAGGAAGUAAUAUGUUAUAUGGUUAUAAAGACCAGAUCUUGCUGCUCCUCACUGAGAAGUCUAGGGAAAUGCUCGUUUGUAGUCGUCGGAUCAUCUCAUAAUGCAACUAUCGUCUCUCGUUCUAUUUGUGUUAUCCUCCUCGGGUGCGCUGGCGGCCAAGCACUUCCAUGUGCCGGAGCCAGCCCGAGUGCGCGACGAACCCACAGCGACGGCCUGCACAUCUUCGGCUCUCAGCACCACUACUACUAUCAACAGAGGAGGCGAAGGAAUUUGGGUAGUGAGGCCAAAUAUAACGGAUUUGCACGAACUAUACAGGUUUAGACAGGCCGACUGGCUCAACAACAACCACACACAAGUACUCGAUACGUGCGGUAGUAUUUGCUUAAAGGGCAACGAUACGGCCGACCCGGGCACCUGGCAGCCUAGUCGGCAGUACUUCCAAGGCGGGUUUGUCAAUACUCCAGGAGGAGAUCCACCGGAUCAUAUCCUAUGGCAAUGCGCGUGUUAUGACCGAGCCGUGACAAUGGACGAUCUUGUUCCCGGUGGAGGGGUUUGGAAUAAUGCAAACCCAGGUAGCGGAACCAUAAUCAACCGAGCCUGUUAAAUAGACGGUCUACAAACGUGGCGUGCGUGUGUGUACCUAAGACAGUGAAAUUCCUGCAACCCUUUCGACCGGUUUCCUUCUAUUAAUAUAUGAUGAGUCGGAUUAUCUGAACCACUAUUCAUAUUGUCUCAAACAGAAUAGUCUCACUGGUACGAAGCGAGGGUAAAUCCUGCGUGGUCAUCAAUAUUAUGAUGGGUUAGGUAUUUAAGACUUCUUUUUAUCUUAUUUCCGAAUGCCACGGACCUAUCAAUCCAACAAGGGCCCGUAUCUUCUUAUCGCGACAAGAUGUGACGGCGUUUACAUUGACUGGUGAACCGAAUAUCUCCUAAAUUGAAUUAAUACCUAACGGAUACCUUGUUAUUGGUCUUUGGCAAG
Messenger RNA from Hypoxylon trugodes, 1305 nucleotides. RefSeq lists its product as uncharacterized. Bases 427 to 930 code for a protein of 167 amino acids. The record is from RefSeq and is a predicted model, not a curated record. NCBI's taxonomy places the organism in Eukaryota, Fungi, Ascomycota, Sordariomycetes, Xylariales, Hypoxylaceae. The transcript is spliced from 2 exons.